Messenger RNA from Salvia hispanica, 1096 nucleotides. NCBI's taxonomy places the organism in Eukaryota, Viridiplantae, Streptophyta, Magnoliopsida, Lamiales, Lamiaceae. The record is from RefSeq and is a predicted model, not a curated record.
UGUGAGCAGUGAGACUUUAUUGAAUCACACAAGUCAAGAACAUGAACUUCAAGAAGACACGCUUUAUUCCUUUGUUUGUUUACUAAAAUCCAAAUCCAUUUUUUUUUACUUUCCCUUACCUUCACUCCAAACAAAGUAAUCGAAAGGAAAAGAAAGAAAAGAAAGGAAAUUGAAGAGUGUUUUCUUUGGUGGUGAAUUUGGAAUAGUAGUAUGGGUGAUGUCUAUAGAAAUGCAAAUGCAAGUGCGAGCUCGAGCUCGAGUUUGAAUAGUAGCUCACAUGAUACAGAGGAUGAUCACACCAUUGCUGAGAUAUUGGCUGAGGAGGAGAAAUUAAGCUAUGAUAAUCACAAGCUUGGCAAACGGCUCUCUCAUUUGGACUCGAUUCCGCACACUCCUCGGGUCAUUGGUGAUAUACCCGAUCCAAAUGAUGCGACCUUAGACCAUGAGAGGCUAGCUCAAAGGCUGGCGACAUAUAGCUUAGCUGAAAUGCAAAUCGAGGGAGACGGGAACUGUCAGUUUCGAGCCCUCGCUGAUCAGCUGUUUCAGAAUCCAGACUACCACAAGUUCGUAAGAAAGCAGGCUAUCAAGCAGCUUAAAAGGCACAGAAGGCUAUACGAAAGUUAUGUCCCGAUGAGGUACAAACACUAUGUGAAGAAGAUGAAAAGGUUGGGCGAAUGGGGAGAUCAUGUUACUCUGCAAGCAGCUGCAGAUCGAUUUGAAGCCAAAAUAUGUCUGAUCACCUCAUUCCGUGACAACGGCUACAUUGAGAUCCUCCCGAAGGACAGAAGCCCGUGCAGAGAGUUGUGGCUAAGCUUUUGGAGCGAAGUUCACUAUAAUUCGUUGUAUCAAGCGGGAGAGGUUCCUACACGAACAAGGAGGAAAAAGCAUUGGCUCUUCUAAAGUUGGUUGAAUCGUAAAUAGAAUUAUUUCGCAACACAUUUAUACAUACCCUUAUACCUUGUGUAACUCUAGAUGUCAAACCAAAUUACUUUCUUCUUUUGAUUUCUAAGUAAUCUCUUGUUAUCACUCAAAUUUUCCCAUAACUUAUGAUUAGUUAUAUAUAUACUUGGAACAAAAAUGUGUUAUUGGAUUGCAA